Knipowitschia caucasica is the source of this 1287-nucleotide messenger RNA. NCBI's taxonomy places the organism in Eukaryota, Metazoa, Chordata, Actinopteri, Gobiiformes, Gobiidae. The record is from the annotation of a GenBank genome assembly.
AUGAUUGAGGAAGAGGAGUAUUAUGAUGAAGACAUCACAGAAGAGGACGUACCCACUGCAGAUAUUCCAACAACACAAGUACCAGAGGACUCCAGACCUGAGGAGACAGCCACAGACAGACUGACAGACUCCAGACCUGAGGAGACAGCCACAGACAGACUGACAGACUCCAGACCUGAGGAGACAGCCACAGACAGACCGACAGACUCCAGACCUGAGGAGACAGCCACAGACAGACUGACAGACUCCAGACCUGAGGAGACAGCCACAGACAGACUGACAGACCAGCCACACGCAGAGGACCAUCUGGUCCAGGUGCCACUUCAUCCCUGGCUCUACAAACAGACCAGUGCCGGUGAAGAGGUGGACGCCAAAACCGCCAGGUCAAAGCAGAGUCCGUAUGUUCCUCCCACAAUGCACUGGGCCUCACCACACAGACCUCGGCCCGGUCCAGUCUCCCCCACGUGGACCAAGAUCAGCGGGAAACCAGGGUCCUGGGUUAGACCCACCCCUCGCCUCUGGUCUUUCCGUCACCCAUGGUUCCAUGGCUCCUCCACAAACCGCCCAGAGAUCAAAGCAGAGACAGCAAGGCCGAGGGUCUCCCCCACAGCCAGCUCUGGGUACCCCCCCUUACUCCCCCACCUCCCCCACCUCCCCCCUGUGAAUCGUCCGGACCACAGCACCAUGGACCCGCUGCUCCUCACCCGACUGCGCAGCCGCUACAGACAGGUGCAGCUGGAGCGGAUGACUCAGCUCGGGAGGAUAAUGACUCCGAGACCUCGCCUCAGUUCGCCUUCCCACAGACCUGCCCCCACAGCGCCACCUCUCCACCAGGGGAAGUACUACCACGGCUUCUACCCGAGUCCAAGACCCAAGUACCCCACUCCUCACGGGCCGAUCUACUCUGGACACUGGCCCAUCGGAGGCCGGGGGGGGUCCCGCAGACCCACUGCAGCCCCCCCCUUCCGCUGGGCUCCGGGACCAGACUCAGGCUCCAAACCUCGGAUCACGUCUGUGUCCUCAUCCUCUGUGUCUGCCUCAGCCGAGAGCGACGUCCUCCUGCCCUGCUCCGCCACCGGGAACCCUCCCCCCUCUGUGGCCUGGACCAAGGUGUCCACAGUCUUCUUCCCCUUCUUCUCCUUCUUCCCCUUCUCCUUCUUCCUCUUCUUCCCCUUCUUCCCCUUCUUCUCCUUCUUCCCCUUCUCCAUCUUCUUCUUCUUCCCCUUCUUCUUCUUUCCUCUUCUUCCCUUUUCUUCCUUCUUUCUUCCUUUCCUUCUUCUUCCCUAA